This is a messenger RNA of Lodderomyces beijingensis, 1176 nucleotides long. The record is from the annotation of a GenBank genome assembly. Lineage: Eukaryota; Fungi; Ascomycota; Pichiomycetes; Serinales; Debaryomycetaceae.
AUGUAUACUUACAACAAGUUUGGAUCGAGGGCUGCUCCCCCGGCAACAGCAACAGCAUCGGCAUCGGCAACGACGACAGCAACACCGAGUGUCGCAAAACAAUCUUAUUCCUCCAAGGCCUCGACCAUGAAGCUGAGAUUGAGCGGCAACGAGAGAAGCCACAAGGAAGAAAAACUAGAAAGCAGCGUGGUUGCCACGCCGAUUGAUUAUACCAACCAUUAUAUACACACGGGUGAGUACUCAACCAAAUUUAUACGAAACGUUGCUAAUCCAUUAGACGGGUACCCCAAGCUAGACAAAUUGCACCACUUGAAAAAAGCCCAGAUACAAAAACAUGCAACGAAACCGUAUGGCGUGCGAUGUUCUACUGACAAGAUCAUCCCCACGUUGAAUAGCUGGAUCGAGAAGCACGAUUUAAAAUUCGACGUGAUUAUGAUUGGCGCCUUGGUGGAAAACCAAUUCAUCUUGCCGGUGUUGAAUAAGUUACCAAUCCAUAAACUUUGCUCAAAGCCGGGUUUCUUGUUUAUAUGGUCGACUACUCAAAAGAUUCAAGAAUUGACAAAAUUGUUGAAUACUGAUAAUUUCAACAAGAAAUUUAGAAGAUCAGAAGAGUUGAUAUUCUUGCCUAUAAACGACAAGUCUCCCUAUUACCCCAGUCAAACGGACUCGUCAACUGAAAAAUCCAUCUUGGAAAAACAGCAAUGGCAUUGCUGGAUGUGCAUCACCGGUACCGUUAGAAGAUCAACCGAUAACGAUUUGAUCCAUUGCAACAUCGAUACCGAUUUGCAAAUUGAAUCUCCCACGAAAUCAGAACCAGCGUCGCCAGCGUCACCAGAAGGGAGAAAUGCAUGUCCUCCUCAAAUCUACAAAGUCGCUGAAAAUUUUUCCAACUCCAACAGAAGAUUACACUUGAUUCCAUCCCACUUGGGGUUCAACACGCACGUCAAAUUACGUCCCGGGUGGGUCAUCAUGGGCCCUGACGUUUACAUCAAUAAUUUCAACCCCGAGAUGUACAAGCAAGAAUUGGGGCAGAAAUCGCUAGUCAAGUGUAAAACCAUAAGUGGGCCCAAUAAUAACGCCAAUACCAACAUGACUACUCAAUAUCUAGUGCCUCAAACUAAUGAAAUCGAGGAUAUGAGACCCAAGAGUCCCAUUGUUUCAGUCAAAGGUGGCUAA